Messenger RNA from Cyprinus carpio (common carp), 1108 nucleotides. RefSeq names its product thymidylate synthase. The record is from RefSeq and is a predicted model, not a curated record. Gene Ontology annotation, biological process: dTMP biosynthetic process. NCBI's taxonomy places the organism in Eukaryota, Metazoa, Chordata, Actinopteri, Cypriniformes, Cyprinidae. Gene Ontology annotation, molecular function: thymidylate synthase activity. Gene Ontology annotation, cellular component: mitochondrion; cytosol.
GCCAGAGAAAAACUCAAAGAAGAAGACGACGAACAUUUUCGCGGGAAUAAUAAACCGCGCGUCUGCUUUCAGCCCGAGUUUAGGAUUAAAUCUAGUCUCCAGCAGAAGAAGAUGUCCAGCACCGCGGUGGAGCUCACAAACGGGCAUCACUCUGACGCAGAAGACAGGACGGGAGAUGCGCGAGGAGGGCAGGAGCAGUUCUCUCUGCUGUGUGACGAGCGCGGUUACCUGAGUCUGGUCGAGCGGGUUCUGCGGAGCGGCGCGAGGAAAGGCGACCGGACCGGGACCGGAGUGAUCUCGGUGUUCGGCACGCAGGCGAGAUACAGCCUCAGAGAUCAGUUUCCUCUGUUGACGACCAAAAGGGUUUUCUGGAAAGGCAUACUGGAGGAGCUGCUGUGGUUUAUCAAGGGUUCAACCAAUGCCAGAGAGCUGUCCGAGAAGGGUGUGAGGAUCUGGGAUGCUAACGGCUCCAGGGAGUUUCUGGAUAAGAGCGGCUUUAGCGAUCGUGAGGAAGGAGAUCUGGGUCCCGUGUAUGGCUUUCAGUGGAGGCACUUUGGAGCUGAAUACAAAGACAUGCACACUGAUUACUCUGGGCAAGGUGUGGACCAGUUACAGAAAGUGAUCGACACCAUCAGGUCGAACCCAGAAGACCGGAGGAUCAUCAUGUGUGCUUGGAAUCCCAAAGACCUCCCUCUGAUGGCGUUGCCCCCGUGCCAUGCGUUGUGUCAGUUUUACGUGUCAGACGGUGAGCUGUCGUGCCAGCUGUACCAGCGCUCUGGUGAUAUCGGUCUGGGUGUGCCUUUCAACAUCGCCAGCUACGCCCUGCUGACCUACAUGAUCGCCCACAUCACCGGACUCCAGCCUGGGGAUUUUGUGCACACAUUAGGUGAUGCCCACAUCUACACCAAUCACAUUGAGCCGUUGAAAGAGCAGAUUCAGCGAGAGCCGCGUCCAUUCCCCAAACUCAGGAUCAAACGCAAAGUUGAACGAAUUGAUGAUUUCCAGGCAGAGGAUUUUGAGAUCUAUGACUAUGAUCCCCAUCCUGCAAUCAAAAUGCAAAUGGCUGUUUAGGCCUUAUAAAAGAUAAAAAUAAAUGUACAUUUAUUAA